AACCCUAGACUCUCUUUCUCGUACCCUGAGACUCGUUGGCCGCUUCAACCCGGAAGAGAGAGACAGAGAGGAAGAGAGAGGCAGAGAUGGUGUCGGGAUCAGGGAUCUGUGCGAAGCGAGUGGUGGUGGACGCUCGGCAUCACAUGCUGGGUAGGUUGGCGUCGAUCAUAGCGAAAGAGCUGCUGAACGGGCAGAAGGUCGUGGUGGUGCGGUGUGAGGAGAUCGCCAUCUCGGGGGGUCUGGUCCGCCAGAAGAUGAAGUACAUGAGGUUCCUCCGCAAGCGAAUGAACACCAAGCCUUCCCACGGCCCAAUCCAUUUCCGUGCCCCUGCUAAGAUCCUUUGGCGCACCAUUCGCGGGAUGAUUCCACACAAGACCAAGCGUGGAGCCGCGGCUCUUGCUCGAUUGAAGGCCUAUGAGGGGAUUCCACCUCCGUACGAUAAGAUCAAGCGGAUGGUCAUUCCUGAUGCUCUCAAGGUUUUGAGGCUUCAAGCAGGACACAAGUACUGCUUGUUAGGCAAACUUUCCUCGGAAGUUGGAUGGAACCACUACGAAACUAUUAAGGAGCUUGAGAGGAAGAGAAAGGAGAGGUCGCAGGUUGCUUAUGAGAGAAAGAAGCAAUUGACAAAACUGAGGGUCAAAGCUGAGAAGGUUGCUGAGGAGAAACUCGGUUCCCAUCUAGAAAUUAUUGCUCCCAUAAAAUAUUGAUCCAUAGUGACGGGUUUUUUAAAUAGUAAUGCAGAGGACAGUUGGGUUGCUGUUAAAUUACUUCUCGAUUUUGGUACACUGUUUUCCUUUUGAGUGGGGUUCAUUUACGGUGCAUUUGUUUUUCAAGUAGAUGUUAUAUGAUAACAUUGCUAUGGGAAUUGUGUUUUGAAGUUAGCUAUGAUUUUGUGUUA
Carya illinoinensis is the source of this 898-nucleotide messenger RNA. Its product is annotated as 60S ribosomal protein L13a-4. The transcript is spliced from 4 exons. Gene Ontology annotation, biological process: translation; negative regulation of translation. Gene Ontology annotation, cellular component: ribosome; cytosolic large ribosomal subunit. The coding region runs from base 87 to 707 and encodes 206 amino acids. Gene Ontology annotation, molecular function: mRNA binding; structural constituent of ribosome. The record is from RefSeq and is a predicted model, not a curated record. Lineage: Eukaryota; Viridiplantae; Streptophyta; Magnoliopsida; Fagales; Juglandaceae.